UUUUCUUGGCAUACAAGCACGCACUAUUUUCUCCUCCAAUCUCCAAAUUCCAACCCCUAAAAUUGAAGCCCCCGUUAUUUUUUAAUCCUUCUCUCUUCUCGAUCUCUCAAAAACCCUAAAAAUCUAAACUAAUCGGGAAAUGGGGAACCAAGAUCUGGUCGAUGUUCGAGCAUCAAAGGGAGGAUUCAGCUUCGAUCUGUGCGUGAGAAAUGAGAUGCUGAUUAAGAAAGGGAUGCAGCCUCCAACCUUCAGAAAGACUGGGACCACCAUCGUCGGUCUCAUAUUCAAGGAUGGAGUUAUUCUUGGAGCAGAUACUAGGGCCACAGAAGGACCUAUAGUUGCUGAUAAGAAUUGUGAGAAGAUCCAUUAUAUGGCUCCUAACAUUUACUGUUGUGGAGCAGGAACAGCUGCCGAUACAGAGGCUGUAACAGAUAUGGUCAGUUCUCAGCUGCAGCUGCAUCGCUAUGCAACUGGACGAGAAUCAAGGGUUGUUACUGCUCUUACCCUCUUAAAGUCGCAUCUUUUCAGCUAUCAAGGUCAUGUCAGUGCUGCCCUGGUCCUUGGAGGAGUUGAUGUCACUGGACCACAUUUGCACACUGUAUAUCCUCACGGUUCCACUGACACUCUUCCAUUUGCGACAAUGGGAUCAGGUUCACUUGCUGCUAUGGCUAUUUUUGAAUCAAAAUUCAGAGAAGGCUUAGAAAGAGAUGAGGGAAUACAACUUGUAUGUGAGGCAAUAUGCUCUGGCAUCUUCAAUGACUUGGGAAGUGGAAGCAAUGUUGAUGUUUGUGUAAUCACCAAGGGUAAGACGGAGUAUUUGAGAAACCAUCAAUUGCCAAAUCCAAGGACCUAUGUUAGUUCCAGAGGCUAUUCGUUUGCCAAGGGGCAUACUGAGGUCUUGUCAACUAAGAUCACUCCAUUGAAGAAGAAAGUGGAAGUAGCUGAGGGCGAUGCAAUGGAAGAGUGAGCACUGCCUGGUCAGUGGUUUAUUGAAUCUGAAGAUUCGAAAGUGGAGAUUGUGUUAAUGGUUAAGCUGCCAUUUCUUUGUGCUAAGAUCAGAGAACAUCUUUUAUAUCAGACCAUUGAACUCAUUUCCAGCUGGUUUUUUUCUUUGAUUUGAAACAUUUGCUCUUUGGAUCAAACCAUAUCAUAACCUGUAUGAAUUGAUAGGCUGUAAGUUGUGUAGCAGGGACAGUACAGUGCUUCUAGUUGCUGUGUUCUUGCUGCUUGCUAGAUUUUGCUGUUUUCACACAUUUUAAUGGGGCAUGUUGUAAUAUCCCUUAUUUCUCUG
Messenger RNA from Asparagus officinalis (garden asparagus), 1291 nucleotides. RefSeq names its product proteasome subunit beta type-7-A-like. Gene Ontology annotation, cellular component: proteasome core complex. Bases 140 to 967 code for a protein of 275 amino acids. The transcript is spliced from 9 exons. Lineage: Eukaryota; Viridiplantae; Streptophyta; Magnoliopsida; Asparagales; Asparagaceae. Gene Ontology annotation, molecular function: threonine-type endopeptidase activity. The record is from RefSeq and is a predicted model, not a curated record.